This is a messenger RNA of Anopheles nili, 2528 nucleotides long. RefSeq names its product ubiquitin-conjugating enzyme E2 variant 2 (gene Uev1A). Gene Ontology annotation, biological process: DNA damage tolerance; protein K63-linked ubiquitination. Gene Ontology annotation, cellular component: nucleus. Lineage: Eukaryota; Metazoa; Arthropoda; Insecta; Diptera; Culicidae. The record is from RefSeq and is a predicted model, not a curated record. Bases 300 to 731 code for a protein of 143 amino acids. The transcript has 5 exons.
GUAAGCUCUUUCGGAAUCUAGAUCGAUUUCUAAAGAUACUGGCUGAGUGUUUCUUUCUGGUCGCUAUCCAGAAAACCGAAACGUGCGUGCGUGUUCUCGCUUCCAUAGCGUGAUAUUGCAACAUUUGCCUCGAACCUUGUUCAACUCUGCGAGCAAGCAAACAUAAGGCAGUGGUUUGGCUUGGAUCACACAGAAAUUGACACGACCGGACUUGGUUUUCUUCAUCGUUUAGUAUUGUUUCAUCAUCUCCGGAAUUAAACAGUUUCAGCUUUCGAGCAAUACAGCGCAUUUACUCGAAGAUGGCUUCGUCAACUGGAGUUGUCGUCCCACGAAACUUUCGUCUACUCGAAGAGCUCGAAGCGGGACAAAAAGGCGUCGGAGACGGAACAAUAUCCUGGGGACUUGAUAAUGACGAUGACAUGACCCUCACUCACUGGACUGGCAUGAUUAUUGGUCCACCUAGAACUCCUUAUGAAAACAGAAUGUACUCAUUGAAGGUCGAAUGCGGUGAGCGUUACCCAGAUGAACCGCCAACAAUGAAGUUUCUUUCUAAAAUCAACAUUAAUUGCAUCAACAGUCAGAACGGCGCGAUUGAUCACAGAAUGGUGCCAGUGCUGAGUCGAUGGAAUCGAGAUUAUACGAUAAAGACAAUUUUACAAGAAAUACGUAGGAUUAUGACUCUAAAGGAAAAUUUAAAAUUAACGCAGCCCCCAGAGGGCAGUUGCUUCUAGUGCUCUUAAUUCAACUCUUAAAUUCAAUUUCGAAAUUGCGAAGGAAGAAAGAACAGAAGGACAAAAUGUCAAGCUGAGAGAGUUUGAGGUAAUAAAAAGGCAAGAAGUAAGAAGCAACACACAUGAGUGGUGUAACUUGAUAAAUUUUGCAAACACGAGUGGUGUAACACAGUAAGUUAUAAAACAUUAUGAUUAUGAUGAUGGGACGGAAAUCGCUGCGCUAAGCUGGUAGCGCAAAUGUAGGCAAACCAUCAACAAACGUUGGAUGUAAGACAUACACAAGGGUAACAACAUAAAACUAAAGCACGCUAGAGUGGGAAGCAAUCCUAAGCAACUGAAUAUAACACAUUGCUCUACUGAAUAUGGAUCAGCAAUUAACGACAUCAGAUCAUUAUAUGUAGCGAACAAAUCCUGCUCGUUCCAACUUCUUGAGCGGUGAAAGGAAAUAAACCAUCCCCUGAAAAGGCAAAAUAACUUAUUCUCUUUUGCAACGUUCACAAGUCCGUUUGAACUCGUCGAUUGCUCCACACACAUCCGAUUUUAGAAUGUCCUUGUUGAAGGCUUCGCUGCUGACUCCGAUGCUGAUGCUUUGAUAAACACGACACUGUGCCAGGGCUGUGCAACGUAGUUGAGGGACGAGGAAUAUGAAUACUGAAGUCCAAAGUGAAAGACAUGCUAAUGGUAGAAUUCACACGCUCUGGAAUAAUUCGGGUAAUGAUAAGGUUCUUCACUAAGGCAUGGUUUGAAACAUUUGAAAUAGUUUCCGUUAUGCUCGCAAAUAGUAAUCAAAGCAUGGUGGCCAUCAUUCAUUUUAAAAUUAAGCAAAAACUAUGUGUUUGAAUUACAAUACAUUUGAAUUUAAUGAAAAUAUGUUGAAAAUUGAGAAGAUAAUAAGACUAAAGAUUUGAAAUUAACACUGGAACAUUCAUUUACUGAGUCUAUUGUCGAAGCAACUAACAGAAAAGCGUUUUUGAAUUUAGUAAAGCUUUUAUGAUAAUUAGACUGAAAUAGACGCGAGAACAGCAAGUCCUAAAUAACCGACGGAUAGUCAUUUUAUUUCCGAUUUUCAUAUGGACAUGUUUGUAAAAGAAAAGUGAAUACAACAAUUUUGGGUUUUCAUUGUUUGCGUCAACAGGAACGAUAUUUCAAGAGCGCUUUCGCACUCAUUUGUAUCAAUGGAAUGCUAUCGAUAUCGUUUGGACUAACCAAUUUUAUAUUAGCCGGUUGUAGAUUCUAAACAUAGCAAGUAGAAGUGUCGAAAUCUAAACCUGAUGCAACCUACGCUAUGUAAAUGUGGAGAAUCUUCGAUUCUAUAACUUUUGAUAUAGUUGCUAUCAAAAUGAGGCGGGAAGCGAUCUUAAGGGCAUCCGAUUCGAAUCCAGUUUAACGAAAAACAUAACUAGUAAAACAAAAUCUUGAACAGAAAUUGUAGCAUCAAUUUUAUAAACCAGACUUUAAAUGGAAUCUUUCACUAAAAUCAAUUUUCAAGUAAAAAGCAACACAGCAGCAUAAUUUAGAGGACUCGGAAAGACAGAUCAAACAGAUGAAUGAACAAAUUGGAGGCUACGCUGUUCAGCAGUUUGAAGAGAUGUAAAGAAAGCCUCGCAGCAGCAGUGAAUGUAGGUGUAUUGUUUUCUUGCGACGUCUUUAGGAAGACAGACCAUAUUGUUUCAUUUGUUCUAUUUACUGAAUACCGUAAACGCUUUAAGAAACCUGCAUGCCGAGUCGAGAAAAUCGUGAAAAAUGUGAUGUAAACCGUAAAAAGGUAAAUAAAUUUAUCUUUGCUUCAAACUCCGU